ACUAUACUGGCCUUCAUCAAGCAAUUGAAAAUUGGGAUUUCAAGAUAAUUGAAAGUUUGGAACCUCACAGGGAACUGUUGAAACGAAUUGAACCCACUAUGCAGGACAUUGACAUCAAAGAUAUUCAAUUCUACAUGGAUGACUGUCUCCUAAUUCCGGAAUGGGAAGAAAUUCAUCAGAUUAAAACCAUGAAAGGCAGAAAAGCAAGUGCAAGCAAACUGGUAGAAUGCCUGUGUAGAUCAGACAAAGAACAUUGGCCUAAAACUUUCCAAAUUGCACUGGAUAGGGCUGGAUGCGACACCCAAAGCAAAUACUGGAAUUUGAAAAAAGAUGAUAAUGCAGAUGUUGAAAUGGAAAAUGAAGAGGAAAGCAGCUGUGUUUUUCAAAUACAGAUUUCUGAAGAAGCAGAAUCUGAUAAUCUUUGUGGGAAUUCAUGUUCAGCUUCAGCUAUCUUCCCGCAGACCAGGUAUGUUCUGAGGGACCCAAGGAGCUAUCAGAGAGAACUUGCUGAACCUGCUCUUAAAGGCAAACAUACCAUGAUUUGUGCCCCUACUGGAUCUGGGAAGACUUUUGUGUCUAUUAUGAUAUGUGAGCAUCAUCUCUGCAACAGGCCUGAUGGGGAGAAAGGAAAAGUAGUCUUCCUCACUACAAAAGUUCCAGUUUAUGAACAACAGAAGAGAGUCUUCCAGGAAUACUUCAAAAAUGAAUACGACAUUGCAGGCAUCUGUGGGGAAGAUGGUUCCUCGAAUCCUGCAGACAUGGUUAUUAAGCAGAAUGAUAUUAUUGUCAUGACGCCCCAGACUCUUUUGAACGCUCUGAAUAAUGGGACAAUUCCUUCUCUUUUAAUUUUCACAUUGAUGAUAUUCGAUGAGUGCCACAACACUACGGGGAAUAACCCAUAUAAUAUGUUAAUGUUUAAGUAUUUGGACCUUAAACUGAAGCAAGGUGCAUGCUCAUUGCCUCAGAUUGUAGGAUUGACCGCUUCUCCUGGCAUUGGCAGUGCAAAAAGCGUAGGUGAGGCCAUAGACUACAUCUGCAAGAUUUGUGCUUCACUGAAUAUUGAAGUGAUCUCAACAGUCAGAAAGAACGUAAAGGACCUAGAUGAAAUUGUUCAUAAACCUGAAAAAAUUAUUAGACUUGUUGGGACUCGUCCACAAAAUCGCUUUGUAGAUAUUGUAUCUCAGAUGAUGUUGAAAGCAGAGGCUCUAGCAAGACAAUUUCAUCCUAUUGAUAACUUGUCUGUGAUGAAGAACCAAUGUUAUGGGACCCAGAAAUACGAGCAGUGGAUCACCGACGUGCAGCAGAAAGCUGUGGUGUUACACUUUCCAAAUAAGGAAGACGAGAGCCGAGUCUGCAGAGCUGUUUGUAUUUGCACACAGCACCUCCGAAAAUACAAUGAUGCCUUAAUCAUCAAUGAAGAUGCCCGAACCAAAGAUGCUUUGGAUUUUCUGAAGGAUUAUUUUCAGGAUAUCAAAAAUGCCAACUUUGAUGAUAUUGAACGUCAAUUGGUUUCCAAUUUUGAAGAUAAUUUGCAAGAACUCACUGCUGCUUCUGAGGAUAAAUCAAAUGAAAACCCAAAAUUGGAAGAUAUUGCAGAGAUUUUGGGAGAGGCAUAUCAUGUCGACCCUGAGACGCGCACUAUUCUCUUCGUGAAGACAAGAGCACUGCUGGCAGCAUUGAAGAAUUGGAUAGAAGAAACACCUGAACUUAAGCAUCUGAAGCCACAGGCGCUGAUGGGACGUGGGAAAAGAAACCAUUGUACAGGUCGUGGAAGAGCAAAAGAUAGCAAGUGCGUUCUUGUGACGAGCAAAAAAGAACAGGAAGAGAAGGAGAGAUACAAUUUACAAAAGGAAGAAAUGAUGAACAAAGCUAUCGAAGAGGUACAGAGCUGGGAUGAAAAUAUGUUUGCAAACAAGAUAAACGAGUUGCAAAAGACGCAAAUAAAAAUGCUAGAUUCCAAGAAAAAAACGACAGAACCAAAACCCUGGAAAAGCAAUCAAGUCCUUUUGUGUGGCAGAUGCAAGAAGAAGGCCUGCAGUACGGAGGACCUCCGGGUGAUUGAGGAAUCGCACCACACCGUUUUAGGUGAGAAAUUUAAAGCACAGUAUACCACAGGACCUCAUAAGGCGGCAGGAAACUGCGGGGAUUUUUAUAAAAAAGGCAAGGUGUAUUGCCUCAACUGCCAUCAUGAUUGGGGAAUCAUUGUGAAGUACAAGACCUUUGCGGACAUGCCCAUCAUUAAAAUCGGGAGCUUUUCCGUGCAGGAUGUUGUUAGCAACCAGCAAUUUCAUUUCCGAAAAUGGAAGGAUGUUGAUUUUGCAAUGAAAGAAUUUGAUGUUGAAGAAAUGCCUUAGAAAGUACGGUCUGUUCAAGCUUCUGUUUAUAAUCUUGCAUGACCUAGUUACAUUCUAUUUUAAAGUCAAAUUGGUAACUAGAGUAAUAUUAACUUAGCCGCCCGGAGUCCUUCGGGAGUGGGCGGCAUACAAGACAAGACAAAUAAACUAAACUUUCCACUUAUUCCAGUGUAAAUUCAAACUCCAAGGUAGCUGUGAUAUCUCUGAUUCUUAGUAUGCUUCCAUUAAUCAGUGCUUCUUCAAAAAAAGCUGAUCUGUUUCCAUUGCUCUUUUGGUUAUGCAAUUUAAUAAUAAAUGUAUAGAUUUAAAACUUUAAA
This is a messenger RNA of Thamnophis sirtalis, 2671 nucleotides long. The record is from RefSeq and is a predicted model, not a curated record. NCBI's taxonomy places the organism in Eukaryota, Metazoa, Chordata, Lepidosauria, Squamata, Natricidae.